GAUGAAUCGAAGAAAUCGUUUGUUAUGGGUUUAUUAUUACAAAGAGUUUGGAGUUUUCUUCUUAAUCAAGGUUCAUCUAAAUUAUUUCACAAAAAGUUCAGCACAGUUUUGCCAAUUUCAAUUGACGGAGGAUAUGGCUGGGUUAUCGUUGCUAUCACUUUUAUUGGCGUUUUUACCGUUGAUGGAAUAGCAUAUACGUUUUAUAUAUUGAUGCCAGGUUUAAUUAAGGAUGGCCUGACUGAAAGCAACUGCGCUUUAUCUAUAGCAACGAUAAAUAGUUUAUCCAUGUUAAUUGCACCUCUCUCUAGCAGUUUGUGCAAUGCAAUCGGAUUCAGGACUGUUAUGAUAAUCGGUUCUGUCAUAUCCUGUUUGGGAUUUGCAAUGUCUUAUUUUGCCAUCACAUUAUUCGGUUUCUUGGGCUAUUAUUUCACUUUUGGGAUAUUAGGGGGAAUUGGCCUUGGGUUAAUGUACUUACCGAUGUCUGUAGCACCAAGUAUGUGGUUUGACACUAAAAGACCGUUAGCAGUUGGUAUUGCAACGUGUGGGACUGGUAUAGGAAUGAUAGUAAUUCCAUUUUUACUUGAAUACCUGACUACUUGUUUUCAUUACAGAACUUUGAACUUAGUCAUCGCUGCGUUGAUGUCCGUGAAUGUGAUUACUGCUGUUUUCUUACGACCAGCUCCUACUAUUGAAAUUGAAGUUGACAAUAAAAAUGAACCUGAAAAAGGAGUUACUGCUCGCAAGUUUAUUGGAAAUUUUCAGUUUAAAGUAAAAGAAACAGAUUCCAGUUUUAGCGCUUCGCAUUCCUUCAGACAAUUCAGGAGUAAAAGAACUAGCAAACUAAUGAGCAGAAGUACAAUAUCACUGUUGAAAUUGAAAGAGAAACGAUCUUAUUCUGUUAACAGCCAUUUCAAUGAAGAAGUAAGCCAUUGCAAAAAAUGUUGGCUUUGUUGUAAAUACACCUUUGGAUUUCAUCCAAAAGGAUAUCGGCCUAUGUACAAAGCAGACAUAUUUUAUAAUGGAAGCAUUUUAAGAUUCGACAAAAAUUUAUUGAAAAAAAAUGUGGAUACAAUAAUGGAUUAUUCUAUGCAUGUUUACUACCUACCAACAAAAAAAGAUGUCAAUGAACCAACAUGUAAAGUUUGCUGUCCAGAAUCUCUAGUAAGAACUAUUUCUAAUAUGGCUAGUUACACUUUACUCGAAACUCCUAAGUUUCUCUGUUUUUGUGGAAGUGGAUUAAGUUUUUACGCUGUUGUGACAGUGCCAAUUCUAUUUAUUAACACUUACAUGAAACAAAGUACAAAAGAUGUUGACCCACAUCAUUUACAAUUGCUUAUCCCAUUUAUGGGAUUGGGCGUAUUUGUAGGCAGAUUAGGAGGAGGAAUAUUGUUGCACAUUUUUCCUACUAUAAAGGCUCUUGCUUUGUGUUUGAUAAUUCAUUUACUGAUUUCUACUUCAUCUUUUCUACUGACUUUCUUUGCUUAUUAUCCAUUUUAUUUUAUCUAUUCCUCUUUAUACGGGUUAUGUUUUGGGUUGUAUGGUUCUUUAAGAAAUCUGCUUUUGGUUGAUUACAUUGGCCUUGAAAAUUUGACGCCAGCAACAGGAAUUUUGUUCACAAUUGCGGGAUUAAGCAAUUUGAUAGGGCCUCCUGUAGCAGUGGAAAUAACUGGAGGAGGAAAACACUUGGAUUUAGCCUUUUAUUUUACUAGCAUUAUGUUUACAGUAUCUACAAUAUGUUUGCUACCAUUGAUCUGUGCGAAGAAGGCAAUUUCAAACUGAUCUUUUAUGUUCAUAUAUUUCAAUAAAAAUAUU
Molecule: messenger RNA, 1812 nt
Organism: Cimex lectularius (bed bug)
Lineage: Eukaryota; Metazoa; Arthropoda; Insecta; Hemiptera; Cimicidae
Product: monocarboxylate transporter 9-like
Exons: 9
Coding region: 25-1779 (584 amino acids)
Biological process (GO): transmembrane transport; monocarboxylic acid transport
Molecular function (GO): monocarboxylic acid transmembrane transporter activity
Source: RefSeq, a predicted model, not a curated record